GGAAGAACUCACAUUGGAUGAACUAUCCACCAGGGAACCCAUGAUGACUAUACCUUCUGUCUGUCCCUUGCAAUGAUAUAAUCUGUUUGGUUCGCAUGCAACCUCACCUGAUGGCAUGGGUACCGCUUAAUAUCAACAAUCGUACUACUUGACUUGGUAACAGUUAACUAUUUGCUCGACUACAUCGCGCUAUACUUUUAUCACGAGUCGAUCGUCUUCAAGCCAAAUCGCUAAGCGAUGGGCAUUCCAUGGUCCUCGAUAUUGGGAACGUCCCGAUGUGCCGAGGUGAUGGAUCAUACCGCCACGGGGCACGUACUUUUUUACUUCUGCGUAUCUACUCCGUAGGUUAUGAGGAAUUUCAUUCUGGAGGCGAACAGAAAAAGAAAAGAAAAGAAAAGAAAAAGCCUCAUGAAUCAUCAAACGUCUCAGGAGGGAUACAAAAAAGAAAAGGUCAUGCAAUGUCGAUCGAGCGAAAUGCAUUUAAUUCUCCAUCUCUCGAAACCAGCAGACUAUGUAUGCACUACAUGGAUCGCUGGUGGAUUCCCAGGAAGGCCUGCCAACUUUCCAGGAGAGCCUAUGAUAUCAAACUAUAUCCAGAGUCCGAAACUCGGUGCCAUCGCCCAACACCAGCUGAAACUCCAUCCAACAGAACAUGUUCCUCGUUCUUCGGCGAAAUUCCUCUUCUGUUAUCGUCAGGCAAAAAAGCUUACGUUCCUUUUGACUCACAGGUACCUCGCUAGGUAGGCUUGCCCCGUGAAGUACCCAGUACCGACUGGAUACUCGAAGCGGGAUAGAUCCUUACUCGUGUCCACAUGGUGUAAAGGUGUCAACCGCCUAGGGUCUAAGCUUGUUAGUCCAACGUUGAACUUUCCCCUUCGGUCCACGAGUCAAACGGCUUGAGAGCAGGACGAUCCAUUCCCGUGGGUUCGAGAGUUUUCUGGCGGAUCGUGUCCGCGAGCGCCUAACCAAGCAGAAAAGCAAACGCGAAAAAAGAGGAGGAAAAAAGGUGAAACCAGGAAAAGGAUGUGCAGGAAUGCCGAUCCACAACCAACACCAAUCGUCAUCGG
This is a messenger RNA of Aspergillus caelatus, 1067 nucleotides long. RefSeq lists its product as uncharacterized. Lineage: Eukaryota; Fungi; Ascomycota; Eurotiomycetes; Eurotiales; Aspergillaceae. The transcript has a single exon. The record is from RefSeq and is a predicted model, not a curated record. The annotation marks the transcript as partial.